AUGGGGUACACAAUUCUAGGCCGCCGGCGCGCGCGGCUCUUUUUUUCUUCGAGCGCGGCCCGUCGCGCUGCUCCGUGCUGCGCUCGACCCCCCCGCGCCUUCGUCGCCGCGGUCGGGCCUUCAGCAACAGCCGCGGCAGAGACUGCAGUCGCGGCCGUCGCAACUGCUGCAGCAGCCGCCGCCGCCUCUCCUGCCGCGGCCGCCGCUGCAUCUACAGCAGCUGCAGCCGCCACAUCUACUGCAACAGCCGCCGCUGCAGCUACAGCAGCAGCAGCCGCCGCUGCAUCCACAGCAGCAGCAGCCGCCGCUGCAUCUCCAGCAGCAGCAGCCGCCGCGCCUUCUGCAGCAGCCGCCGCUGCAUCUACAGCGGCAGCAGCUGCCGCAUCAUCUACAGCAGCGGCCGCCGCCGCAUCUACGGCAGCAGCAGCCGCCGCAAUCUACAGCAGCGGCCGCCGCAGCUACAGCAGAAUCAGCCGCCGCUGCCUCUGCAGCAGCAGCCGCCGCCGACCCAGCAGCAGCAGCCGUAGCCGAACCUGCAGCAUCUGCUGCCGCUGUCUCGACUGCCCCGGCCUUGCCUUGCCCUGCUGCUACUGUCACUGCCACCUCACUGCCAAGGAAGACAUUUCACUGUACGACCACGCCCUAGGCCAUGCUACUGCCCCUGACUCCUCUGCUGCUAGCACACUGCGCUCCCAGUGGCAGACCCGCGACGCACACGCUCGCUUUGCUAUCCGCAACUCCCUGCCGCUAGAUGAGCGCGAGCACUUCGGCCAGUGCAAGACUGCUAAGGAACUGUACACAGCCGUAGUUGCUCGCUACUCCUCGCCUGCGUCUGCCACCCUAGGCCGCCUCUCCCUGCCCUACCUGUUCCCCGACCUGGCCUCCUUUCACACUGUCGCUGAUCUCAUCACCCACCUCAAGACUAGUGAGGCCCGUUUUCGCGCUGCCAUGCCUGCCGAGUUCCUUGCUAGCAACCCCCCCCCGCUCUGGCUCACCCUCUACCACAUUGUCACCCGCCUCCCUGACUCUCUGCGUGCAGUGCCUCUCGUGGCGAGCCCCGCACCCCCUUCUUCGAGGGGUGUUCCCCUUCCCCCCUUCUCCCCUCUGUCGCCACUGCUGCUGCUGUCGACCUCCUUGGUGCUGAGAAGGUCGGGGCUGCGUCUGCUUCGAGCGGGCGCCGCAAGAGCAGGGGGGGCAAGGGUGGGGGUGGAGGCGGGGGAGGCGGGGGUGGAGACAGUGGAGGUGGCGGUGGGUCUGGAGAGGCUAGUGGCGGCAGUGGGGGUGGUGACAGCGGCGGCGGGGGUGGUGGCAGAGGCGGAGGUGGCAGCGGCGGCGGUGGCGGUCGUGGCCGUGGCAGGGGUGGAGGUGGCCGAGGCGGUGGCGGUGGCGGUGGCGGUGGUGGCCGUGGAGACGCUGGAGGUGGCCAGAGUCAGCAGCACGCCCCGACCCUCCAGGCCGCCCCCAUGUGGGAGGUCGCACCCCACGCAGCGCUGCUUCCAGCGCCUGACUGACGCGUGGCGCAUCCAGUUUCCUGGGUCUACUGAGCUCCCCCGCUGGCCUGAGCUGGAAAAGAAGGGUGUUGAUAUCUGGGCUUUAGACUUUGAUGCUAUUCUCACUGCUAUGUAUGCGAUGUCUAUUAGUGGAGAGGGUGCCCAGUACUUGCGUGUUCCGCCCGACCCGGGCAUUCAGGCCAGCCCAGCUGCUGCUCUAGGUGCUAGUGUGUCUGCUCCCACAGGUCCUGCUGCAGCAGCUGCCCUAGGUGCUAGUGCGUCUGUGCCCCCUGGUACUGAGUCGACUGCAGCACUCCACACCUUCACACUGGACUCAGGUGCUUCUCGCUCUUUCUUUCGUGACCGCACUGUCCUUGAGCCACUAGCUCGGCCGGUUGCUGUCUCUCUUGCUGACCCCUCUGGGGGUCCGGUCAUUGCGACCUCCUCCACUACACUUCCGUGUCCAGCGGUUCCGUCCGGCACGCUCUCAGGUCUCUACCUCCCCUCGUUCUCUACGAACUUGGUGGCAGGUUGUGCGCUGCAGGACGGGGGUGUUCACCAGUUCACCCCUGCCUACGAGCGUGUGACACACUGCACGUGUGCUCGGACGGGCCGCCACCUGGCUACUUUCACUCGAGAGCCGGGGUCGGACCUGUACACACUGACCACUGAGUCCCCUCAGGUAGCUGCGUCUGCGUCUGCGUCAGGUCAGCUAUCCGCCCCCUGCUCGUGUCGCUCUCUGGCGCAUGAGACUGUCCUCUGGCACCACCGCCUUGGUCACCCGUCUGUGCAGCGCCUUCGGGCCAUGCACAAACGGGACCUUGUUGCUGGUCUUCCCAGGGUGCUCCCUCCCCUUCCCGACUCCCCUGCUCCUGACUGCAUUCCCUGUGUCGAGGGGCGGCAGCGCGCCGCUCCUCACUCCUCCUCCUUUCCCCCGACGACUGCUCCCUUGCAGACGCUCCACAUGGACGUGUGGGGCCCAGCCCGCGUCCGUGGUCAGGGUCAGGAGAGGUACUUCCUGAUAGUUGUUGACGACUACUCGCGCUACACCACAGUCUUCCCCUUGCGCGCCAAGGGUGACGUCCCUGGUGUUUUGAUCCCCUGGAUCAGUCGAGCCCGUCUCCAGCUAGGCAAGCGCUUUCACUCGGACUUUCCUGUCCUGCGCUUGCACUCUGACAGAGGUGGUGAGUUCGCCUCCGACCUCUUGGCAGCCUACUGUGCUGAGCACGGUAUUGAGCAGUCGUUCACGCUUCCGGCCUCUCCGCAGCAGAAUGGGGUCGCUGAGCGCCGCAUUGGCCUAGUCAUGGAGGUCGCUCGUACCUCCCUGACCCAUGCGGCUGCUCCCCACUUUCUGUGGCCGUUUGCGGUCCGAUACGCUGCGCAUCAGCUCAACCUCUGGCCCCGUGUCUCCUUGCCGGAGACUUCCCCGACUCUGCGGUGGACGGGAGAGGUUGGCGAUGCGUCGCGUUUCCGGAUCUGGGGAUCUCGAGCUUUUGUCCGCGACACGUCCGCGGACAAGCUCUCGCGUCGCGCCGUUCCCUGUGUCUUUCUUGGCUUUGUGCCUGACGCGCCUGGAUGGCAGUUUUACCACGUCACCUCGCGCCGGGUUCUGGCCUCUCAGGACGUCACUUUUGACGAGUCCGUCCCCUUCUACCGCCUCUUCCCCUACCGCACUGCCCCGCUCCCCCCCCCGCCUCUCUUCCUCGCUCCAGGUGCUGAGGUACCAGACCCCCUCCCCCCUCAGGGUGCCGCUCCCUCAGGUGUGUCCCAGGUAGACCCGGGUGAGCCUGUCGAGGUAGCUGUUGACUCGCGUCCUGCGUCUGGGGGUGCUGAGCCUGGGGGUGCUGAGUCUGGGGGUGCUGAGUCUGGGGGUGCAGAGCCUGGACGUGCGGAGCCUGGGGGUGCUGAGCCUGGAGGUGCGGAGCCUGGAGGUGCGGAGCCUGGUGGUGCUGAGUCUGGGGCUGCUGAGUCUGGGGGUGCUGAGUCUUCGGGUGCUGAGCCUGAGCGUACUACACCUGGAGGAGCCCUCUCCUCCCAGCAGCUGCAGGAGAGGUACCUCGAGUACUGCCGCCUCCGGAGAGGUGCUUCUGGAGCUCGUCCCAGUACUUCCCCUCCUACCCAGGAGCUCCCCCCCAUUCAGGUGAUCCGAGAGUGGUACACACGGCGCUGCAGUCUUCGGAGUGGUGCUCCUGGUGCAGCGGACCCGAGCGGUGGCGCUGUUGCUGGUGCUGAGGACCCGGACGCUGGAGCUGCUGCUGGUGCUGAGGACCCGGGCGUUGGAGCUGCUGUUGGUGCUGAGGACCCGACCGGCGGCGCUACUGCUGGUGCUGAGGACCUGACCGGUGGCUCUGCUGCUGGUACUGAGGACCCGGGCGUUGGAGCUGCUGCUGGUGCUGAGGACCCGGGCGUUGGAGCUGCUGCUGGUGCUGAGGACUCGGGCGUUGGAGCUGCUGCUGGUGUUGAGGACCCGGGUGUUGGAGCUGCUGCUGGUGCUGAGGACUCGGGCGUUGGGGCUGCCGCUGGUGUCCCUGCUGGUUCUGGAGACGCUGUGCGGCCGCGACCGUACUUCGUACCACUCCUUCAGCAGGUUCUUGGUCAGGCUCCUCCUCCUAGUCCUCCUCCCACCGUCGAGUGUCCUCUGCCUGUCCCACCGCAGUCACAGUUACCGCCUGCCUCGCCUCUCCCUGCUCCCUCUCCUUACACUGGUCCCACAGGAGGUCUUACAGAGCGUCGUGAGCCUGAGUCUCGUCCUGCGUCGCCUGUUCGUACUACUCGCACUGGUCGUCGUAUCCCACGUGAGCGUCCCCCUCCUGUCCCUGGCACUCACUACAUGACCUUGCGUCCCUCCACUGCUCCGCAGCGUGUCCCGCUGCCGUCUCCUCCUGCGUCAUCUCUUCCUACUCUUCCUGACCCGGAGUCUGACUCCCGUCGUGCGGCCAGUCCCACUGUUACGCGUCUCCUCGCUACAGUUGUCACUGACCCGACCUUUGAGUCCUCUGCUGCGUCUGCUCUGGUCGCUGAGCUGGUUGACUUUGCUGCUCGCUGUCGCUUAGACUACGCUGCCAGCCUUGUCGCUGAGUCUGAGUCUGAGUCUGCCUGUCCUCCGUCCGUCGGGGGUGAGUGUGCUCUUGGCACGGACGUCCUUGAGGACAGACAGGAGGAGUUCCAGUGCUUUGCUGCUGCUUUGCCCCAUCUCGUGUCCAUGCUUGUUGCCCCUGAGGGAGACCCGGAUGCACCAGACAUCCCGACCCCGCGCUCUUACGCUGAGGCGAUGGCGGGUCCCUACUCCUCUCAGUGGCAGACAGCCAUGGACGCAGAGAUGGCUUCCUGGAAGUCCACAGGCACCUACGUCGACGACGUUCCCCCUCCUGGGGCGAACAUCGUCAGUGGCAUGUGGAUUUUCAGGGUGAAGCGGCCGCCGGGUUCUCCUCCUGUCUUCAAGGCACGCUACGUGGCUCGAGGCUUCAGUCAGCGAGAGGGAGUCGACUUCUUCCAGACCUUCUCCCCCACCCCGAAGAUGACCACUCUUCGGGGCAGCCUGCACGAGGAGAUCUGGUUGCGCCGCCCUCCUGGUUUCACUGGGUCGGUUCCUCCUGGCACCCAGUGGAGGCUUCAGCGGCCGGUCUACGGUCUCCGCCAGGCGCCACGUGAGUGGCACGACACACUGAGGACGACGCUUGCGGCUCUUGGGUUCGCUCCCUCUACUGCUGACCCGUCACUGUUUCUACGCACCGACACCUCGCUGCCGCCGUUCUACAUCCUCGUGUACGUUGACGACUUGGUCUUUGCCACAGCUGACACAGCGGCACUCGCCCACGUGAAGUCGGAGCUGCAGAGGAGACACACGUGCACAGACCUGGGUGAGCUGACAAGCUAUCUUGGCUUGCGGAUCACCCGGGACAGAGCACGGCGCACCAUCACCUUGACUCAGUCACACAUGGUGCAGCAGGUUCUCCAGCGCUUCCGCUUCACGUACUCCUCGCCUCAGUCCACUCCUCUGCCUACCGGUCACUCGCUCUCAGCUCUGCCUUCGGAUGAGUCCGUAGAGCCGAGUGGCCCGUAUCCAGAGCUUGUGGGCUGCCUCAUGUACCUGAUGACCUGCACUCGACCUGACCUUGCAUACCCCCUUAGCAUCUUAGCACGCUAUGUCGCUCCUGGCCGUCACAGGAAGGAGCACAUGGAUGCUGCUAAGAGGGUGUUGCGCUACUUGUGCAGUACGUCGGGCAUGGGGCUUGUGCUUGGAGGGCGGGACCGGGUUGUUCUCACAGGGCACUCAGAUGCUUCUUGGGCAGACGACCAGGCUACUCAGCGGUCGUCACAGGGUUACACCUUCAGCCUUGGCUCUGGCUCAGUUUCUUGGCGUUCUACUCGUUCGUCUUCUGUUCUCAGCUCCAGUUGUGAGGCUGAGAUCUACGCCACAGCCAUGGCUGCUCAGGAGCUGCGCUGGCUGACCUACCUGCUGACCGACCUCGGAGAGCGGCCUCGUUCUCCUCCAGUGCUGUACGUCGACAACAAGGCUGCCAUUGCCUUGUGUGAGGAGCACAGACUGGAGCACAGAACGAAGCACAUUGCUCUGCGGUACUUCCUUGCUCGAGAGCUGCAGCAGCGCGGUCAGCUUCGUCUGCGUUACGUGGCCACUGAGGCCAACACUGCUGAUGUGUUCACCAAGGCACUCCAGCCUUGUGACCAUCAGCGCUUCUGUACUCUGUUAGGUCUUGUGCCUACUGGCCCUCACUUGCUCACUUCUUGA
Messenger RNA from Closterium sp. Yama58-4, 6240 nucleotides. NCBI's taxonomy places the organism in Eukaryota, Viridiplantae, Streptophyta, Zygnematophyceae, Desmidiales, Closteriaceae. The record is from the annotation of a GenBank genome assembly.